Molecule: messenger RNA, 3482 nt
Organism: Amaranthus tricolor (Joseph's coat)
Lineage: Eukaryota; Viridiplantae; Streptophyta; Magnoliopsida; Caryophyllales; Amaranthaceae
Product: O-fucosyltransferase 27-like
Exons: 9
Coding region: 1237-3030 (597 amino acids)
Cellular component (GO): cytoplasm; trans-Golgi network; Golgi apparatus
Source: RefSeq, a predicted model, not a curated record
UUUUUACUCUUUUAUUGCUUGCUAGAUAUACUUUGAGACAAAGCAAUGGUUUUGAUAAUGGAGGUUAUGAUUUUCAUCCCUUUUCUUCAUUUAGUAUAUUUGCUUGGAAACCCAUCUUUGGAACUUCAGAUCUUCCCAGAAAUGUAAUGUCCUCUCAACUCUUGAUUGUUUGAUUUCAACUUUUUAAUUGUUUGAAUCUUGUUUUGAUUGAAUUCUUGCUUAAUUUGGUUGUAAUUCUACAAUUUUCAUGAAUUAGUUCUUGUUGAAUCAUGGGUUUGCCUCCCCUUUCGGGUAUUUGAUCGAUUAAUUCCCUCUCUCCUCCUGCCCGAAAUCAAAAAAUGUUCUUGCUAUGAUGCUUGAUUCUUUGGUGUUUGAUUUGAUGUGGGUUGGCCAAUGAGCAAUGAUUAUGAAUUUAUGGUUGUAGUUAGAUUUGAAGGGUUUACUUAGUGAAUGUCAUAAGGUCUUGUGUUAAAUUAUGAGAUUAGUAUAAUGAUGAAUGAUUAUACCUUAAAGUGAACCCUUUUAGUGUAGUCUUUUGGGUUUUGUGCAACUUGCAAGGAAUUUUAUUUUUUCAUGUUUGGUAUUUUUUGCCACAAAUCAAAGUCUUUUGUAUAUUGAAACUUUAGAUGGUCCCUAUCUUUGAGAUUUGUAUUUAGCAAAUUAAUUUUUUCAUGGGUUUUGAUUUUAUGUGUGCUUUAAAUUUAGCCUUAAAUUUCCAAUCUAUGAGGACAAUUUACUCGAAUUCGAGAGCGUCCGUAUUGUGUAUGUAUACAUUAUCACAUGCUUGAAAAUGCUGAUGUGAGAAUUUGCUGACCCCAUAUUGUUGGGUUAUAGUGCGAAAAUACAGUUUUCAUCACGGUCAUGAAACAGAUAUCGCGGUCAAUAUGGAUAAUUUCUGGGUCAAUGCAGCCUAUAUUUCUGUUGCGGUAAACUCAAAAAAUUUUACAAUAAGGUCCCGAUACGGUGAUUCAUUCUUGUUUUUGCACUAUAGUUGGGGUUCAGGCUUUAAUAUUGUUGUUGUCAAUUCGAAUUGUGAGUAUCGUAUUCUGUUAUUUGUGGUAAAAUGGAGUCAUGGACUCAUGGUUACUUGAGAUAAAAUGGAAUCAUAGUAGCAUGAUUUUGGUUACUUCACUAUGAAACACCAAAGUCCAUAACUUACCAUUAUCAUAAAUGUUUUUCAUGUUGAUUGUCCUUUGUUUUUUGGGUGUUAAAGCAGAGUCCCCUGUAUAAAAGGCUAUGGGGCCCAAUAAGGGAGUUGGGUUCUCUAUACCCACAUGCAAAUCCUCAAGGACCCUAUGCUGCUUGCAAUCAACGGGCUUUCUUUUUGUCAGGGUUCGAGGAGGCUUUCAUGAAAUCCGAAAUGCGAUCUCAGAUGCUGUUGCAGUAGCACGGUUGCUCAAUGCUACUCUUGUGAUCCCCGAGAUCCUCUCAACCACUAGCACCAAGGGAAUUAGCUCAGAGUUCAAAAGUUUUGCUUAUUUAUACAAUGAAGAUCAGUUCAUGGCAGCAUUAGUCAAAGAUGUUAAUAUCGUCAAAACUCUUCCUAAGAAUCUUAAGGAGGCGAGGAGAAAAAAAGCAGUCCCUUUAUAUAAGGUGCCAAACUCAGCAUCUGUUUAUUUCUAUCUGCAUCAAGUUUUGCCAAUGUUGAAGAAGCACUCCAUUGUCGAACUUGUGGUCUCGGAUGGUGGCUGUUUGCAGUCAAACCUUCCUCCUAAUCUUGAAGAGUAUCAAAGAUUGAGAUGUAGGGUUGCUUUUCAUGCUCUUCAGUUCCGCCGAGAAGUCCAAGAGCUUGCAACCAAUAUUUUGAGAAGAUUACGAGUCCCUGGAAAGCCAUUCAUUGCAUAUGAACCAGGUCUGACCAGAGAGGCGUUGGCAUACUAUGGAUGCGCGGAACUUUUCCAGGAUGUGCAUACGGAACUGAUUCAACACAAAAGGUCAUGGAUGCUAAAACGGGGAAUCAUUAAUGGAAGACUUUCUGUGGAUUCCGCUGCCCAAAGGCUCAAUGGGUCUUGUCCGCUCAUGCCAGAAGAGGUUGGUCUCAUUCUCCGUGCUUACGGAUAUCGGUCCGACACUGUGAUAUACGUCUCGGGUGGAGAAAUAUUCGGCGGCCAGAGAAUACUCAUUCCUUUGCAUGCAAUGUUUGAUAAUGUUGUCGAUAGGACUUCCCUCAGCACUAGUUAUGAGCUAACUAGAUUAUAUGGCCGCGAGUCAAAUUCUGCCGAACCUCCACCUAGGGUUCGUCCUGCAGCGGUGGAAGUAAGGAAAAUAGAAGCAUGGAAAAAUGCGGGCCCACGACCCCGUCCAUUACCACCCCCUCCAGCACGGCCGAAGUAUCCAUAUAAUAUUGAAGGGUGGUGGGGUUGGGUAGCGGAGAGUGAUAAUGAGCCUGAUAGUACCAUGAUGGAGCUACGAACUAAUGCUCAUAAGUUGCUUUGGGAGGCCAUUGAUUAUAUCGUCUGUGUUGAAGCUGAUGUUUUUAUACCGGGAUUUGAUCGUGAUGGUAAGGGACGCCCAAAUUUAGCAAGCUUGGUUAUGGGGCACCGUCUUUAUCAGUCCGCUUCUUCUGUGACAUUUAGGCCAAACAGAAAAGAAGUAGCCAAAUUGAUAGAUGAUCUUCGGGAGAGUAUGCACCCAGCUAACCGAACAUGGCUUUCAUCAAUACGCAAUCAUUUACGAAAAACAUUGCUCGAUGGUCCUACGGAAGCAUUUAACACGUCAAAACCACUGUCCUUUCUGUCACAUCCCGUUCCCGAGUGUUCUUGUUCAAGGGGAAAAAACAAUCCUCCUAAUGGUUUCAACCCUCGAGUUGCUUUUAAGAUUCGAAGAAUUUGCCCUGCCUGGAUGGGCAUCGAUCAAAACUCGAGACAAAAAGAAAAGGAAAGCGAUGGCGAAGUUUAUUCCGAUGAUGGCUUUAUAUCAUCGUUUUUCUUCGGGCGGGGAAUGGAUAAUCAAGGGGCAAGUAAUGGAGGAAAUGGAAGCCGAGAAGAGUCACAGUUCGAGGACCAAGAGAUCGAAAACGGGGAAAGAUGACGGAGAACAUAUCUUCGGGAGAUGUACAUAGACAAAUAUUGGGUGGGUUGGAAAUUUUUCGCGCUUCAACUUUCGACUGGCACGUUCCCGAUUCUUUAGCCAACUGCUUUAAUUCUAGUAUGUCCAGUUAGAAGCAUUUGGCUGUUUUUCGAAUAGAUUUAAUGUUAGAAAUUUAUGGGAGAAUUUAUAGUGCAAAUUUUUGUGUGUAGCAAAAUCUUUACUGGUAGCUCUAAACUGUACAAUUAGAAUGAAUCCUUCUAGAUUUUGAGUAUUACCUGAUGAUUAUGUAAAAUGUUUAUUAAUAGUAUAUGGUAUACUUAUAUUUAUAGCUUUUUUUAAAAAAUUUUUUAACCUUGUUGGUGCAUAUGGUAUACCGAUGCCUUGGUUAUGGCUCGGUUAUUUAGUUAAAAAUUGUUUUAAUAUUGAAUUGUAACAUUUGACACAGAAAAAUG